CUGAACGUGACUCUAUCCCCGAACGUGACCUUGCUCGGAUCGAGCUUUCCUUCGGCAGCUGUCUCUUUGUCUGCCUCGCUCACGUUGAUGAACUUUUAUGAGCGCUGAAUGUUAUGGUAAUGCAAAUCAGAAUGUGAACUAGAUAAUCUAGCAGCCAGGACGGUUAGGCAGCAUCAUGCAAGGCGAUGGCGAAGCUUUGGAGCUGCAGUGCCCGAUUUGUUAUGGCGAAUCGGCGCAAGGCGUGUACGCGACUCUGUGGUGUGGGCACGUCUACCAUGAGGAGUGCCUCGCACGCGCUUUGCAACACAAGAAGGAAUGCCCAACUUGCCGGCAACCCGCGAAGGUGGCAGGCACAAAGAUAAAGUGCCCGUGCCAAACGGGCAAGCCAAUCAAGCUCUUUCAUCUAAAACACCGGGGAGGGGCUGGCGGCGCGUCGCCGCUGCCUGGAGGUGUAGGUGGGGGCGCGGCGGCCGCCGGCGGCGAGCCCGGUGUGGAUGCGGCGGUGCUUGCGGCGGCAAAACAGCGGGCGGAGCGACUGCGCGAGGCUCUGGACGAGGAGCGGCAGCGGGGUGCGGAGCUGGAGCGCACACUGGUGCUGCAAGUGGAGGAGACGUCCCGCGCGCUGGAGAAGGCGGAGCGGCGCAAGCAGCGGCUGGCUGCACUUGAGCACGAGCACAAGCUGGCCGCGGCCAGGCUGGAGUCGGAGCGCACCCGGCUGGAGGCGCGCGUCAAGUGGCUGGAGGAGGAGGCGGCGGCCCGGGCCAAGAGCCUGCAGGGGCUGCGCAUGGAGUUGGCCAAGCUGCGCAGUGACCUGGGAGACAAGGACCAGCACCUCAUGCGCGCGCGCCGCGAGGCCGCCAACUGCCGGGCGCGGCUGGGGACCGCGCCGCCCACCGCCGCGGAGCUGAUGGAGCUGGCGGGAGACGACAAGGUCAGCUGGGCCCAAGUGUACUCGAUAACGGUUGAAGAGCGCAACCGGGCGCUGGAGGAGGCGCGGCGGCUGCAGGAGGCGGUGGCCAAGGGGCGGCUGGAGACGGAGACGCGGGCGGCGGCGGAGCGGCUGGCGGGAGAGGAGCGAGUCAAGGAGCGGGACGCCGAGCUGGACAGGCGGCGCCGCGAGCUCAUGCAGCUGGAGUACAAGCUGCAUGAGCUGCAGGCGCAGCUGGCGGAGGCGCAGCGGCAGGGCAGCGGGUCGCAGUCGCUGACGCCCGUGCCCACACAGCCCGCGGCCCUCGCCGCGCCACCGAGGCAACUCCAGCAGCCACAGCAGCAGCAUGGCCCGCGCGCGCGUCCCGCUGCCUUUCCGCCAUCUGCGGCGCCGCGGCAGCAGCACCUCGCUGAGCCGACCGCCGGCAAGCCGCAAGUGGCCUCCCGCUCUUCCGCCGCGUGGCAACAGCCUCAACAGCAGGCAGCAGGGGCCGCUGCCGCUGCCGAGGCGAUGGCGCCGGGCCAGAGCGGUGGCGGCGGCGACGGCGGUGUGCACCUGCUGGGCGAUAAGGAGCAGGCGAAAUUGCUCCUGGCUCAGAUGGAAGCCCAGAAGGCGUGGGCGCCGAAGCGCGGUGCAUGCGCAGGCGGCAGAGCCGGCGGCAGCGGGGAAGACGACGACGACGACGACGGCGACGAAGGCUUGGCCACCCUUGCGGACUUCUGUGGCGAAGAGGAGGAGGAGGAGGAGGAGGAGCAGGAGGAGGAGGAGAAAGAGGCAGGGCAGGAGAUGCAACCAGGCCAGGGGCCCUGGGGCGCUGGAGCGGGUAUAAAGCAGGUGGUGGCGCAGGCAGGUGCGGUGGUGGGCGCUGAGGAGGACCCCAUCCUGCUCGGUGAUAAUGACUGCGGCGACCCAGUGCCAGCGCUGCCCAGGGCGGUGUGCGGGCUGUUCGCCGGUGGCGGAGGAGGCGGAGGAGGAGGAGGCGGAAGCGGAGGAGGCGGCGUUGGAGGCGGCAGCAGAGCGGCUGGCGGCAAAGCCGUCGCCACAGGUGCAGCCGGUACGGCUGCGACGGCGGGGGCGGCCUCCACAGUGCCUUCGUUCGCCAAAAAGGCUGCGGGUUUGGGUAUCUUUGGGGGCAGCAGGCUCAUCGGCGAGGGCCCGGACGGCCGGGGCGGCACCACACGCUUCCCGCUCACGUCCUCAUUCGCAAUGGACCAGCUGCAGAGCAAGUCCAGCGGCACGAAGGGCGGCAAGGGUGGUGGCAAGGGCAGCGGGGCUGCUGGCGCUGCGGGGCGGCAGGGCGUGGGUGCCGCGGGCCGCAUUGACGCCUUCCUGAAGCGAGUAGUCCCAGCAGGCCCCGGCCCGCGCUAAGCUCCGCCACCGUGUCGCGGUGCGUGCCGCCGCUGGAGGUGCUGGACGGUGCCUGACACGGUGCGGAGGAAGGGCAGGUGCAGGUGUGGCCCAGCUCCUCCACCCUCAUGCAUGCCAUCAUCCUCCCAGCAGCACGCCGCGCAUCCACAACACCAGGCGGGAUAGCGCAGCACGUCCAGUCCCGCAAAUCCACGAAGGGAUCGCCAUACAUAUUUGGGCCCUGUUUGGGACCUGCUACAUGUGCUGGCGGUCAAACUUGCUUGGGUUUGAGGCAAAGAUGGGCACCGCUCGACUUCGCAGCGGAGGCCCUCACUGUGAGCAUGUUCACUUCACAUAUAUACGGAAGUUGACUCGGGGGCCUCCCAGUGUUGGUUGUGCAUAACUAUGCCUCCCGGCGUGCUGAUUGAGUACUCUGAUGCAUCCAGGGGGCUGUCGGGCCUGGGCCUGGGCAACACGCAGCAUGUAAUCUGGAACGAUGCCCUGUCAUUGACACCCCGUGCGCAAUACCUCUUGAUGGAGGCUCAAUGUUGCGGUCGUAACUCUUAAACCUUACAGCUUCGGAAACGCCAUUCCAUGCUUGCAAACCAGCUUGCCGAGUCUUGCGCUGGCACGGUUCAAUGGUGCACCCAGUUGCAUCCCUGCACAGGCGUCUCCACGUAUAGGUUUACUUGUCAUCUGAAUGCCCUGGGCACUUGCACUGCCGAAAUUAAGGAUCCGUGUGGGCCCAUCGUCGCCAAACAAGUCAUAACGGCAUGACAUAGCAAAGAAGUCGUUGAAUGAGUCUGCACAAAAGUCCAAAGCAUGCCACUCCAUAAUGUGUUUAAAUAAGGCACACUCGUCGGUGUCGAAUUCGGAGUUCAACACCGAAAAGCGCAGUGCUUACGAAGCGCAAAACCGUAUGCUGCGAAACUGGUUCUCGAAAACCUGUCAGUGCAUCUGAGCCUUUAGGUUGAGUCGGAUAAUUAUCUUUAAGGUU
Chlamydomonas reinhardtii is the source of this 3272-nucleotide messenger RNA. RefSeq lists its product as uncharacterized. The record is from RefSeq and is a predicted model, not a curated record. Bases 176 to 2296 code for a protein of 706 amino acids. The transcript has 12 exons. Lineage: Eukaryota; Viridiplantae; Chlorophyta; Chlorophyceae; Chlamydomonadales; Chlamydomonadaceae.